CUACUCCAUUACUAGUACUAUAUAGUCUCCUUAAGGGACCUUAAUUAUCAACUAUAAAAGAACAAAUGAACCCACCAAUUUCUUAACUCAAACACAAUCAAUUCAUAUUACUUUUUUCUCUCCCAAACCCUAAAACUUAGCCUUCAUUAAUCAUGGAUUUUUUCCAUGCUCAAAAUCAACAAAAACACACACCAAAACAUACUAACAAAAAGAGGCUAACUCAAGACCAAGUAAGGCUUCUUGAGAGAACUUUCACCAACAAUAAGAAGCUUGACCCUGAGCUAAAGCAUCAAUUAUCAAACCAACUAGCGGUUCCACCAAGACAAAUUGCCAUUUGGUACCAAAACAAGAGAGCUAGAUGGAAGACACAAAGCUUAGAGCUUGACUACAACACAUUGCAAGUGAAGCUAGACAAUGCAUUGAAUGACAAAAGGAGAUUAGAGAGAGAACUUAUGCAAAUUAAAGAAGAGUUAAAGAAAUCUCAAGAAAUGGUUUUUGCUCUCAAUCAAGGAUUACUAUUUCCAAAUCCUCGCUACGUUAAUCAUCAUCCUCAUCAUCCUCUUCGUCAGCAUCGUUCGAUUAUUAAUAAUGUUUCGUGUAACUCUUCGUGCGAUGAAGGUGGUAGCUCUAGCUUGCAUAAUGAAGAGGUGAAUGGUGAAGUCUUGCAACUUGAUGAGCUUUACGCUUGUUUUAUCGGUUCUGGCGGCGGCGGUGGCGGCGGUGGUAAUGGUGAUGGAUCAACUUGGGGUUAGUUAUAAGACCCGUAUUCCGAUUUCAAGUUGUUUAGGCGUAUAGAUGAAAGAUUUGAGUAAAUGAAAAAGUCUCUCUUUCUAAAAUGUAUGAAAGUUGACAAUAUCUUAUCUUAAUUUCACUAAUUGUACAAUUUGAUAUGUAUUCUUUGGUGUUUUCAAUAAUAAAUUAAGAAAAUUAUAUA
Molecule: messenger RNA, 934 nt
Organism: Mercurialis annua (annual mercury)
Lineage: Eukaryota; Viridiplantae; Streptophyta; Magnoliopsida; Malpighiales; Euphorbiaceae
Product: homeobox-leucine zipper protein ATHB-52
Exons: 1
Coding region: 153-752 (199 amino acids)
Biological process (GO): positive regulation of DNA-templated transcription
Cellular component (GO): nucleus
Molecular function (GO): sequence-specific DNA binding; DNA-binding transcription factor activity, RNA polymerase II-specific
Source: RefSeq, a predicted model, not a curated record